AUGCCAAAAGUCGUCGGCUAUACUCCUCCCUGGCUGUCUCGCCCUUCGCCAGGCGCAAGAUUAUUCACCGAUCCAGCGCCUCAGUCGCCUACCUCUCCUUCGAAACGCUCGUCAUAUCUGAGUACGCCAUCCUCCACGCAGUAUCAGGGGCCGAGAAGACUUGUUGCCAGCAGGGGUACAGAAGUCUUCACGGUCGUAGGCAACAAAAUAAGAUGGGCAGACCUUGCAACCGUCAGAGAUGAAUGGGAGGAGAACACUCAAUCGGGGAGCAAUCGUUUCGGACCUGCGAGGACCGGUGCUGUUCAGAGCACAGAAGACGAUGCCUACAGGACUCUUGACGUGCCGAUUUACUAUCAAAUUCGACAAAUCGCAAUAUCUCCCUCGGGCAUAUUCCUCGCCGUCUGUACAGAGCAUACAGUACACAUUGCAGUGCUUCCCCCCUCAUCACGAUUGAGAGAUCAGGACCGCUCACCACUGAAGUUGAAAACAUAUCAACUCGGUCCUACCAUCCAUGUCAUUCCGGAGUCUCCUCUGUCUGCCGUGUUGUGGCAUCCACUGGCGGCCGCUGGUGUUUCGGUCGACUCGAUCGUGACUGUUACUGCAGAAGCUGCUGUGCGAGUAUGGGAAUUGGAUCGGUCUAACAAAUGGUCCUUUGAGCGGCCUUCUCUCGCCAUUGAUCUGCGAAAGCUGGCGGAUGGUAUAUCAUGCGACCAAGACUUUGAGCCAUCGGGCUUUGGGAAAACCCGUGGAUUCUCAGUGGACGAUUUUGAUAUGGAGGUCUCCGCUGCUUGCUUUGGCGGUUGGGGUCGAGACGACGAAGAUGCAUGGGCCAGCAUGACUCUCUGGGUAGCGAUGAGGAACGGUGACAUAUACGCACUAUGUCCAUUGUUACCCUCGAAAUGGAAACCCACGUCGACAAGUAUCCCCUCUUUAUCUACGACCGCCGUUUCUCGUAUGGCCUCGAUUGCAGGAGAAGAGGCAGAUAUGGAUGAGCGACGGGCGGCUGACCAGCAAUAUGAAUGGGUUCAAGAGAUCGACAAUGACGAGCCACUGCUGAUGGAAUCGACCGACAGCCUUGGAGAAUUCGAAAUACGACUAAGGCCACAAAAUCCAAGCGCAAUUCCUCGCCUCCAAGGUCCAUUCGCCAUUCAACCUGAGGACGAUGACCAGGACAUUGAGAUUUCGGACAUUUUUGUUCUCCCGGCCAAGCUGGAUGGAGAGGAUUUGCUGGCUGGAGAAGAUGUGUACGAUGAAUUCGACCUUGCCGCAUAUGCCGGGGUUCCUUUCACUACUCUGUGUGUGGCAACGCCUCAUAAUGAGCUUUGGUUUGCCAUUGAUCUUGACGGAGUUUCUGGGCAGUGGCUUCCAAAGAGAGGCAAAAGCGUGUUCAGUGUGCCGACGUCGGACGCCAAAGAGCUGACUCUGAUUGACACAUUUGCCCUCGACGACACCGGCCUCGACCCAGCCGGAAACUGGCCAAUGUUCAGUGGGGACGUCGUCCACAACUAUAGCGUCUUCCUCACCACCUCAAGACAGGUCUACUCAAUUUCUCUGAACGAAUGGGUCACACGACUUGCCGCCGAAUUGACGGGUACUGAACCUGUUGAUCCUGGACUUAGGACGCGACUCGAGACCAGUUGUCAAAGUCAGGUUUGUCUUGUGAACAAACUUGUUGACAGCCUAGAGCCAAAAGAAGUACUCUCAGCUCCUACAGUCAUCGAUGAUGUGUCUUUGGGAUACUUUCUCCUAGCGACUACUCUUGCUUCAGUGUAUGCAGUCUUCUUCGACCAGGCCCACUUUGGGACUUCCAUUUUCGAAGCGUCUUCUCCUGAGCUCACAGCCACCUCUCCAAGUCGUCUCAACGCUCAAGUGGCUAGACCAAACGGAGGAGAGGAUUCGAAUAAUCUGGAAACCCUCCCAACUCGGUCGCCGUACGCUCCGGCUCCAGUAUUUUAUGCCAAUCCCCUCUAUCCUUUGGAACACAUGCGCCAGCGCCUGGCCCCGAACCUCAAGAGAGCCAUAGUUGAGAAACCGGUGCGCCUGAGUCCGGCCAUGCUGGAGGUAAUGACUUACGCCCAUCGCACAAUCGGUGCACAGUCUGGGGAAUUGGAGAAGGCGGCAGCCGAACUCUUCCGGCGAUGCGAUCGGCUAAGAGAGGAACUCGGUGACCAAGUGAAGCAAAUGACUGAACUGGCGCAGAGAUUACAAAAUCUUCAACCGAGCGCAGAAGAAGACGAGGCUGGGCAUCUCAGAGAGAAAAAGACCCGUGAUGCAAGACUCAAGGAUGCUCGGGAGAAACAGGCGAAGCUCAUGGCGCGAUACGAGGCUUUGAGAAGAAAAGUGGGACGCGUGGGAUCUGCGAAGAGAGAGUUGAGUUCGAAGGAGAAGGCGUGGAUCGAGGAAAUCGACGUCCUGGGCGAGAAUAUGGGUGUCAAGGUCGAUGACCAAAACGUCCAAAAUGGCCGGGUCGAGGGGAAUUCUAGAUUGGACCAGAGGUUUCAAACAGUCAAACAACUCGCCCACGAGCUGGUAGAGGAAAGCAAGCAGCUAGAGAAACAACAGCAAGAAGACCAACAAUCAGCGGCAACUCUCAAGCGUGGCGACUCGGCAGUGACAUCCUCAAUGUCAACGUCCACCUUGUCCACUUCCAUGUCCGGCUCGAAGUCCAACAUGUCCGCCUCCAGCUCUGCACCAGCCUUUGGGGUAUCCAGCCGCCUCCAGAAAGAGCGCAUUGCAGAGGUCAUGGGCAUGGUUGAACGUGAGGGUGCAGUCAUCGAAGCUGUCAUGAACCGUCUCGAGCGGCUCAAGGUCGAGUAUUAG
Messenger RNA from Capronia epimyces CBS 606.96, 2820 nucleotides. RefSeq lists its product as uncharacterized. Gene Ontology annotation, molecular function: structural constituent of nuclear pore. The record is from RefSeq and is a predicted model, not a curated record. The transcript is spliced from 3 exons. Gene Ontology annotation, cellular component: nuclear pore. Lineage: Eukaryota; Fungi; Ascomycota; Eurotiomycetes; Chaetothyriales; Herpotrichiellaceae. Gene Ontology annotation, biological process: ribosomal small subunit export from nucleus; mRNA export from nucleus; protein import into nucleus. Bases 1 to 2820 code for a protein of 939 amino acids.